Messenger RNA from Anopheles cruzii, 1279 nucleotides. RefSeq names its product protein lethal(2)essential for life-like. Gene Ontology annotation, biological process: protein refolding; response to heat. The record is from RefSeq and is a predicted model, not a curated record. The transcript has 4 exons. Lineage: Eukaryota; Metazoa; Arthropoda; Insecta; Diptera; Culicidae. The coding region runs from base 245 to 802 and encodes 185 amino acids. Gene Ontology annotation, molecular function: protein folding chaperone.
GCCACGAGCCAUAGUCGCGUCGGUGCGCUCGUUGGAAGCGGUUCAACUUUUCUACUUCUCCCGUCGUCAGCACACGCGGACCGAUCCCCGUCCACCGUGCCCGUGCCGAAAAGAGAACGUGUCCGGGCCAUUACACUUUCGCUUGCGCCCAGUGCCAGUCCGUUCCGGGUGAUCAGUGCUUUCGCUGUUUCCCAAGUGUCCCAAGGGCCGUAUUUUGCGUGAAAACUUUAGAGGUCGUCCUAGGAUGUCGCUGGUUCCGGUUCACUGUCGCACCUGGUGGGACGACUGGGAUCUGCCGCUGUAUACGCGCGUCCUCGAGAAGUCGAUGACGCACGAGGUGCUGUCGGGAGACGACUACUGGCGGGUACCGCCACUGGCGCCCCUGCGCUGGUCCAGCCUCUACCGACCCUGGCGCUACUUUAGCCUGCGGGACGUCGGUGCCAAGGUGGACACCGAUCGCGAUCGCUUCCAGAUCGAGCUCGACGUGCAUCAGUUUUUGCCGCACGAGGUCACCGUGCGCCGCACGGACAAGUACGUCACGAUCGAGGGCAAGCACGAGGAGAAGCGGGACGAGCAGGGCUACGUGGCGCGACAGUUUUCCCGCCGCUACCUGGUACCAAUUGGGUACGACGCCAAUCUGAUCGUGUCGUCGCUCUCGUCCGACGGCGUCCUGACGGUCACUGCCCCGAGGAUCGGCCUGCCGGCGCCGAAAGUCGAAAAGUACGUGCCCAUCUGGCACACCGGUAAACCGGCCAUCGAGGACAAGAAUUCUUCGCGCCGCUACUUGACGUACCUCAAGUGAUCGGUCGUGAUGGGUCGCCUUGACGCAAGCGUGGCUUCACUGUGUACCGAUUUUAAACGAAUGCACGUAACCGACAGCACCCAGCACCGGUGAGCACGCGCGUGCACCAACGCACCAAAAUACGCACCACGUUCUAGCGCUGAAGCGAUAGCCCCGAUAACCAGCUAAAGAUGUGAUUCAUUAGUGAAAUUGUUUUCGUUUGCCACGUGGACGCCACCCCGUGGCGAUCACACCGUCCACUGUACUGCCACUGUGGACCACUCCGCGGCCCGAUCCUGCUAGUGGGACCGACAUCCUUAGACCAAUUUCUCCCCGCUAGAGCCCUGUGUUGCUGUUUCAAAGCUAGUCUACCUGCGAGUGAUAGGAAUUUAACCAAAAACGGUUAGCGUUGAAACUAACCUGAACUAAUAUCAAUAAAAAUCGUAACGAGUGGAGUGUGUACCUUUCGAACGCACCGUCAGUUUGACUUCGAUAUUA